Messenger RNA from Folsomia candida, 1846 nucleotides. RefSeq lists its product as uncharacterized. The transcript is spliced from 5 exons. The coding region runs from base 1 to 1845 and encodes 614 amino acids. The record is from RefSeq and is a predicted model, not a curated record. NCBI's taxonomy places the organism in Eukaryota, Metazoa, Arthropoda, Collembola, Entomobryomorpha, Isotomidae.
AUGAGGUCCAGUUGUAGGAGUUUGAGGAAGCGAAAGAAGGUGUUGUACAAGUAUGACGACUCGGAAUCUGCCUCCGAUACCGACCACUCCCCUAUGGAAAGCACGAAUGAAGGUGACGAUUCGGAUUCUGACCACGGACAAGCCCACCCCCACUCCAAUCACAUGAAUGAUGAUGAAGACUCGGCCCAUUCCAAUGACACCGACCACUCAAAUUCUGAGACGGAGCCCACCUCUGACCCCGAACACCAAUCUGCGGGUCAAGUGGAUGACGACCAACUCUCCCCUCGUUCCACACAACACUCUGCGGACGAAGAGGAGGAAUAUAUUUUUGACGCACCCCCAUCUCCACCACCACCACCACCGCGACUCAUGUUGACGUACGGAGAUCGCGUCACAGAGUACGCCGUUCCACCUCCCCCACCGUUUGAAGAUGCGACAACUGCCACCUUUGACCUCUUCAUCCAGUAUGGGAACGGAGCACAAGUCAGAGUGCAUCCAAUGGCUAAUCUAUCACCACCACCACCCUCAUUAUUUCCUGUUCCUCCACCACCCCCACCAGCAGAAAUUGAAUUGUGGCGUCCACCCAAGGGGACGCUAAAGUGCAUCUUCGAUGCUAUCAAGGCUCACCUGAGAUGGGGGGACAAUCCAGGAGAGACGGAUGCAAACUUGGGAGAAAGUGAGGAGUUCGUGGAACUGAUGGAGUCUCUUCCGGUUCGUGGCACCCACACUUUGGGAAUUGGAACUCCCCGCACCACCCCCAUUCGAAACGGGGACAACAACAACAUUUGGAUUAAAUGGCAGGGUGACGAGGUGAAAGCCAUUAUGUACAGAGUUCAAACAGAGCCCUCAUUCAGUUGGCAAGCAUCAGAAAAAAUGUGCACUGUUCCUAACUGCUGGUUGAACUCUAGGGAUAGAGUGGUAGGAUACUGCCGUCUAGAUUCGUCCAAAUUCCGUGAGGUCUUGCUGUUGAGGGACACCACCAAUCUGCAACCCAACAUCAUCGUCCUCCAUCCAAUCUUACGCAUGACUCCACACGAUGAAGACACCAUCAAUAAGAUACUCCGAGGUACCCCUAUAAGUGAGAGCUUCACAACCAUUACCAAGUACAUUACUACACGUCCCAACUGCCGGUUUGUGACGGAUAUGCGACAGGGUUUUGCCACAACCCUCUCGUUGGGGAAAUUCAACACUUUAACUGUUGCAACGUGCAUCAUGACCUUUUUCCACAACAAUGCUUUCCCCAAUUCCACUCACCCUAUGAUUCGGCUGAGGAUGGGCUGGAUUGCCUUCCAAGAUGCUGACUGGAAAGAAGUUCGGAAGAUUCUUGCCAAGAACAAGUUCAAAUUUAUUGUGACCCCAGCUACCAACCAACUCACCCCUGAUGAAAUGUUCCCAGCCCGUAUCAAAACGAAGCAAGACCACACUUACCAAGGUGAUGAUGGAAAUGGCGGAGUGAAGGAUGGGAUAACCACGUCAAAGACACAUGUCCACAAUUCAGGUGCAAGUAAAGGGAAUGCUCUACCCCACAUGCCACUUGCACAACAUCUUCAGAGCGUCGUGACGCUCUACCAGGACAUUCUGGAUGACCCCGAGGAGACUGAGACACGCACCAAACACGCAGAAUUUAUGGGGAUUUUGGCCACGUUGAUGGGGACAAUUUUGGAGCAAGACUUCAAAGGACAUCGAAUGCGACCCUUGACUGAAAAACUUACCCAUUAUGAUACAGUAUUUGACUUCAACGUGUUUGGAAGACUUUUCCAAUUUAAAACUGGAUGUACAAUUGUUGUAAGGAGAGUCGGGAAUGGCAUCCCAAUAAUUAAUGGACAACCUCAAUUUGUUUGGUAGA